AGAGAUUUUUUCAGGAUGAUACAUGCUUUUGAGUUUUGAGAAGAUGGAGGGCUCUUUACCGGAACUUCUCCCUGUGUCCUUUUUUUUAGAAUCCUCCGUAGGAAAAAACGAUAAUGACUGUACAUUUUGCUGCAAUGCCAUGCGAACCUUACACAGCCCAUAUAGUGCAAGGAAAGCCAUAUUUGUUUGUAAUGUUUGUCCCUGUGCUAACGACAUAGUGUAUGCCAGUAUAGGUUCGAAUAAUGUAGAAGUUUGCUGCACGUGUCCAUGAACGUUGAUAAUGUUUUCAUGCGCUAAGAAUUGUGGGUUAAUGUACCAGUCGCCAUCUUUUUUCCCUACGGAGGAUUCAGAUUCGGCUUGCUAAGAGUAAUCUUUGCUCGUCAGGAAUGUGACCCUGAAUUGAGAGCAGGCGAGCCUCUCCUACAGGAAGUCAUUUUGUGCGGAAGAGAGCUGACACAAGACAAUCUGCUUGACGACAACGAGAAAGAGAAAAUCACACGUGACACGGCGCAGUUGUUGGAACACUAUGACCACUUGAGAAACUUUAUUGACGACGAGCAAGAGAGGUUUGUAAUCUCUGUUAUUAUCUAUAUUCGAUUAUUAUUGCAGUGUAUUGUAAAUUAAAAAAAGUUACUUUUACAUAUAAGAAAUAGAUGCAAAGUUUCUAAUUAUAUUUUUAAAAGUAAAUCAGCCGUGUAAAAAAAGCAAAGAGUACACCUAUCCUAGCUACAGUAGUUUAUCUUAGCAAAUAUCUUUGUAAUGCAAGUGACUUUUAAUGAAAUGAAGUGUAAGUGCUGCCGAAAUAAAAAUUUUAAAAAAUCUAUAUUCGACUAUUUAACAGCAGACUAUUUCUACCUCUUGUUGGCUCAAAAAAGGCCGCGACACAAAGAGGAAGUGACGUCAUUAUUCUUGGUACAUUCUGCUUCCUGCCGGUAAAAUGCUUAGAAUAUAUUCCAGAAUCGGAAUAGCGACUAAUUGGACUGGAUAUUCGGGGAUAUUCUUAUUAUUUUUGUUUUGGAAUAAGAUCAAUCGAGCAUACCUUUUCACAAUACUCAAACUGGUGUGUAGGGAAAAGCACUUAAAAAAAAAUCAAGUGAAGAUUAAUCGUGAGAGGUUUUAUUUCUCCAAAUUACAAAGGUUUUUUUCAGUUCACUGCAAAUAUUCGAGAAGUUCGACCUUAGCCUGAGUCAAAACUAAUGGGCAAAAUGACAUAGAAACAAAAAGUCUCAUUGAAGAGGUGUGAAACUGAAAUCAAAACUGCAUAGCUUUUUAUCAUUAAAUUUUUCCAUAACCUGACGUAUUUCCUGGCCACUGUUAUCUCUUAAGCCUCGAUAAACUCUACAAGGAGAUGGAAAAGCAAAACAAGAUCCGCGACUGGGAGACAAAGCGAGAUGACUUGAACAACAAACUUGACUUGUGCGAGGAAAGGUUGCGUAAUCAAGAACAAGAUCAGAGGCCGGACGACUUUAAAGCCUUCGCCGAGGAGGUUAGUGCUCUUGAGUCGGAGGCAACAAAUGUUAUGGACAGCGGAAAUAAACUUUUACAAAGUGAAAGUCUUAAUAUCAAUCAGAUAGAUCGAUUGUUCAAAGACGUACACGACAUCGAAGACAGAUACGAGGAUCUCAAGAACAGGAUCAAUGACGUAUUGAGGUAA
Orbicella faveolata is the source of this 1654-nucleotide messenger RNA. RefSeq lists its product as uncharacterized. Lineage: Eukaryota; Metazoa; Cnidaria; Anthozoa; Scleractinia; Merulinidae. The record is from RefSeq and is a predicted model, not a curated record. Gene Ontology annotation, molecular function: protein binding; nucleic acid binding.